Bacillus rossius redtenbacheri is the source of this 8312-nucleotide messenger RNA. Its product is annotated as IDLSRF-like peptide. The transcript is spliced from 4 exons. The record is from RefSeq and is a predicted model, not a curated record. The coding region runs from base 195 to 800 and encodes 201 amino acids. Lineage: Eukaryota; Metazoa; Arthropoda; Insecta; Phasmatodea; Bacillidae. Gene Ontology annotation, molecular function: protein binding.
GGUAUAUCGGCGUCUCGCCGCGUCGCCGCCGACCCCAGACGGAAGACGACCACCGACGCGGCGAGAGGCGACGAUCCUGCCUGUACCUUCUCCUCUCCGACGCCAACAGCAGACCCCGAGGAGAGAGAGAGCGAGAGAGAAAAGAGAGAGACACAGGGAGAGAACAGACGCGAAACCAAAAAAAAAACCCGGCCAUGUCGUCUGCGCGCCGAGUAUUCUUCAGCGCCGCCGUGCUGGCGACCCUGUGCGCCGCCUUCCCGCAGAGCGUGAUGGCCAUCGACCUGAGUCGCCUCUACGGCCACCUGAGCGCCAAGAGGAACGGGGACGCGUGCCACCCCUACGAGCCGUUCAAGUGUCCCGGCGACGGCAUCUGCAUCUCCAUCCAGUACCUGUGCGACGGCGCGCCCGACUGCCCGGACGGCUACGACGAGGACUCUCGCCUCUGCACGGCCGCCAAGCGACCGCCCGUGGAGGAGACGGCCAGCUUCCUGCAGUCGCUGCUCGCCAGCCACGGACCCAACUACCUGGAGAAGCUGUUCGGCAACAAGGCCCGCGACGCCCUGGCGCCCCUGGGAGGCGUCGAGAAGGUGGCCAUCGCGCUAUCAGAGUCGCAGACCAUCGAGGACUUCGGCGCGGCGCUGCACCUGAUGCGCUCCGACCUCGAGCACCUGCGGUCCGUCUUCAUGGCCGUGGAGAACGGCGACCUGGGCAUGCUCAAGAGCCUGGGCAUCAAGGACUCGGAGCUGGGGGACGUCAAGUUCUUCCUGGAGAAGCUCGUCAACACCGGCUUCCUGGACUAGACAGCACAGUCCACGCCCUUCGCGCGCCCGUCACACUGGCAGACCUCUCCUUAAACUCCUCUUUAACCUUCUUGUUUCCAUUUUCCUUCUUCCAUCCUCUGGCCCUCUCCGAGACACGUCAAACACCGCGGGCCCUCCGCCAGAGACAGAUCCGAGCAUUGACAUCAUAAAGUGACAUCGCUUUUGCAUUACUCUAGUUUUUUUUUUUUGUUCUGUUAUUUCACGUCACCAAAAUGUUUUUUUCUGUUUCGGUUGCAAUCUAAAUACUAAACUGUCCAAAAAAACACAAGCGGGAACUUCACCAAAAAGUAAACUGUUUUAAAAUAUGUACUACCAUUUUGAAUCUUUAUCGAGCAGAUUUAACCAUUUUACAAGUGUAAUUCUCUGAAUGCAAAUAUUUUUUUUUAUUUGUGUCCUUCGCGAGUAAAUUGAUACACGAUGAGUUGUCAAUUUUUUUUUCCGCUGUCGUGUUUGUAAGUUUCAAUCGCUGCAGCCAGAUACGAGGCCAGCUCAAUAUGGUUGCAAAAAAAAUCUGCUGUCACUUUGGUUAAUUUAUUUCACUUCUCCUUUCCCAUACGUUUCGUCUCUUGGCUUUCACUCUCUUCCGCCCGGGGAACAGAAGCUGUGUGCUUUCCUCGUCUCUUCUCGCUCCUUCGAGACCUCUGCAACGGCCGACAGCCAAGAACAGUAGACAUAGAUGGGGACCAACCAUGCUUCGCCAUGCAGCAGCCAUGUCGAGUCACGUCCCUUUUAUUCCCCUUCUGACCUGCCUCUAAAGCAUUCAGAUCCUUUUCUCACAGAAAACUAUGGAAAAUGGUUGCUACAGAAAAUUAAUUCUUUAAAUUUUUUUUAUGUGCCAAAAUCAAUCUACUAUUCGAAUACUUCUAAAAAAUAUAUAUCAAACCUUAGUUAUUUUGUUUGACAUUAUAAAAAAAUUUUACAUUUAUAAAUAAUUUAGGUUUAAAACAAAACAUAUUUGUUGGAAAUCACUGGCUGUAACCUGAUUGGGACUUUUUGAAGCUAGUAUUUCGUCACCUAAAGCAAUCCAGCCUUAAAAGUGUGAUGGCCCUGUUUACGUCUUUAAUUUUCGAAAACAGCUAACUUUGUUUCCUGAUGAACUGUUUUCCCUGAGAAUAUACAGCACCAUCGACUGCACAUAUUUUAAUCGUGUUUACAGAUUAUGCAAAUGUUUUUUUUUUUUGCCAAAUCUGGUAAUGUAGCCUAUUUAUUUAUAAAGCUAAAUUGUUAUUAGUCAAUUGAUUAUUUGAAUUUUAUUUUUAGUUUUAACACAAAUAUUUGCCUAAAAACAAGGAGAAUCAUUUUGGUGAGAUAGUCACCACGUAUGCACUUCUUCGUCGUACGCACGCAGAAAAUCUUCAACGUCAGUUCAGUCAACAAUUAACUGUGCAUAUAACAUAAUAAUUCAAUUCAGCAGUUAAAUAAGGAAGCAAAGUUCGCAAAAUUAACACAAUGAUUUUUCCCAAAACGUAACCAACGGAAAUUUAAGCUUUAUUUGGCUGUUGCUCUGUUCAUCCGCGGUUUAAUACAUAUCUAAACAAGGCAACUUUCACUUACUAGUCCUGUAUUUAAAAUAAAACAGCAUUUGAUGUGUACAUUCAACGAAAUUUAAUCUGGUCCAUCCAUACCCACAUCCUCUAGCAACAUAAAAAAAACUCCUCUUUCAAAAAGUAGUUAAAAGUCUAAGAUAUAGUCACACUGAUAACAUUUAUAGUUUUCAUCGAACAUUUGGCAAAUAAUUGUUUUAUUAUGUUUCUUCUUUUAAUUAUAUUCUAUUCAUAUGAAGAAAACAAUCAUAUUCGUGUAAACACUACGUGUGCAGUACAAUGAACCGUUUACUGUAUAUAACUUUCAACAUAUUAUUAGGUUCAAAAUUAAUAUUGUCAAAAAGGAGUAGAUAUUUUUUUUAAUCAGUACUUAAAACAAAAUUUCAACAAGUAUUGCAGCAAAAGAAGUGCGAAUAUCAGCACGAAUCGUUGAAACACUUUCCAAGAAGUUUUCUAUGGUUAGGAAGAUCUUGUGCUAAGUUAAUGUUAAAUUCGAAGCAUGGUCAAACUUUCGAUGCGUUCGUGGUUCGUGUGAUGGGACGAAUCGGGGCUGCUGCAAUUGGUCACAAUACUUUAUUGUUUAGUAGCAAAGGUAUGGAGUGCCACGCAAUAUUUCGCGAGCUUUUCCGAACCACACAUGUCGGAUUCUCACGAAGUCGGUCGCUGUCGUCUCGUUUCCCGAUGUCUCGUGCUGACCUGUCAGCGAAAUGUUCCACACACAUCCACGUGGCGGAUUUCUCUACUUGCAGACUGCCCGAGUGACGCCAUUUUUCACGAAAAUGAAAAGAAAAAAUAAUAUCGUCUGCAUUUAUUGUUCGCAUAAUAAACUGUCAAAACUAAAAUUAUUUUUAAUUAUUUUUUUAGACUUACUUAUAACUAAAAAAGAAAUGGAUCACGUGUUUGAAACUUUUCAGUUUAAAAAAUAUUUAAUACUACUGGCUGUUUUCGAUCAAUUUAUUUUACUUAUUUUUAAGUUUCAAGUACUUUCACACACUUUAAGAAUUCUGACUUAAAAAUAAAUUGCAUUAUGAUAUUUCUUAGAAAAUUAAUAUGUAUUGUUUUAAAUUAAUGUCAUUGACUUAAAUAUCCAACUUUGUUAUCAAAUUCCUUUUAUUCCCUCGGUGUAACUUUCCAAAACUUUAACAUGGUAUACUGACCGCUAAUAAUAAUAAAAAAUGACUUUCUACGUGUUAUUUUUUUUUUAGUCUCGUGAACAUGGCGUGGUUUAAAAUGUUUACAAGUCAGUAAACAGUCCACGUAUGUGUUAAAUACUGAAACUGACAGCAACGGUGAGUGUUUUUUUUUUUUUUUUUUUUUUUCGAAGCACGUCACCAAACAACUGUUUACCCGGAUUAGUCGAGGGCUGGGGGAUUAUUUACGGUUUUGUUUCCUCUAUCUUUCCCCCUACUACCCAACCCUUCCGAUUCGAACCUUGAACCCACGUCACUACGCCCGGUAGAUGCAAUACUAAUUUGAAGCUGCAACCUCACGCGCGCUCGUUCACAUACGAGCGUAACGUGUUGCUUAAAAUACGUAUUAUAUUUACGUUAACACUGUGUUAAACUUGUAGACUUUUUAGAUUGACUUCUAUUUCGCCAAAUGAUUACAAUUAUAUAUAUACAUGUGUGUUAAAAUAUGUUGAAAAUUUUAACAAAGAUAAAAAUGACUGACAUGUAACAUUUUUUUUCGCCACGAUAGAAAUCAAAUAAAUUAGUCUCUCCCAAGUUUUUUGGUUUUCAUCAGACACUAAACACAAGGUAUGUGUAUUUUCAAAUAAGCAAAGACGUCAAACUUUAAUAUUUUAUAUGGAUUAAUCCCACCAGGAAAAUCGUCUGGCUGUAAUAGUAUAUUAAUUUUAAGGAACAUUCCGAGAUUCAAGUGAUUAAAAAUUAAAUUCAUUAACUACUCUCCGUCUCCGUUGUAAAAUAUAUACUCCGACGGGGAAUUUUUUUUAUUUUCCAGUGUUGAGUUUUUAACGAAACCUGAUAUGAACUAAGUUUGCUGUCAUUCAAGUUGGGAAAAUACUUGGCGUAGUGACAAAAACACAUUAAACGGAAUUUGGAACACGUAAAUAAAAACAACGAUAUUGGUUUGAAUAUAAAUACAGAUGAGAGGGUGUUAUUUUACAUAGAAAUGCGAUUAUUUUAAUCGAAUUUCGAGUAAAAUAACAGGAACUUGUUUUUUUUUAUCGAGAGUGUAUUCCGACACGUUCUUUUCACCUUUCUUCCGUAUUUUGUCGGAAAAGUAAGUAGGUUGUAGGGUAGCUACCAAAAACCAAAGACCCAUACUUUCCAAAUCCAGAGUUGUUCCAAACAGCUCGCCAGCGACAAUGUUUUGGAAAAUCUCAUGUGAAACUCAAACUGCAUUAGUGUUUGGCUGUGAGUUGAGAUACUUAGCCUUGCGUAACUGAAAUAUUUACGUUGCGCUUCCUUGGAGGCAAUUGUAGGGUUUACGUUCAAUUGUAGUUUUACAAAUAAAAAAGAAAUAGUUCAUCACUAGACAAGCAGGACAGUUUUCACAACUCGCAGUCAUACACUUCACAGUGUUAAUUUAGUUCAAUGUUAUUCUAUUUCAUAAAAUUUUCCAAUGUUUGUUUUCAUUUGUGACAAAGUGAAGUGUGUGAAGGCACAUAAUAUAACAAUCUUUGUACUAGGAUUAGAAUUGGUGUUUUUGCGCCUUCUUGUCAUGAUGUAUUUAGCUCGUCUAACAAUUUCUUAAGCUAUGCAGAGUAAUGUACCUUUUGAAUAUAUUAGAGAACUAAUUUUUGUGUGGGGUGCGUCAGACGCGGAGAGGUUUUGAACUAUUUAAUCAGGGUGUAAGGGCUGGGAAGUGUUUUUCGUACCAAUAAUGGGACUCCCCCUUUCUAUACAAUUACUUGUGAUCAUAUGGUACCAUGUCCUUUAGUGUGUCCCACGUAACUCUGAGAUAACUGAGCGGACUUGGGGAAAAGAUUUCUAUCGUCGUAGGCAAGUUCAGACGAAGGCACUGAAGUCAGACUUUUGGUAGGUAAUGACAUUUACGUUUCUUCGCGGCUUACGGCAUUUUUUAAUCUCUUUUAAAUAUAUUACUCGUGGAUGCAAUGUCAUGUUAUCAAAUGACGUAGAAACGAAAUCAAACACACAAAAAAAAGUUACAAAUUUCUUUUUUUACACGAUUUUUUUUAUCCAGCGUUCAGUUAUUUGGAAUAUAAAAUUAAAUUGGAAAGUCAAAUACCCGCCGUAUAGCUAGAUGUAAAUUAAACUAUUUCGAGAUAAUAGUUUUAUAGCUGUACCUAAAUCUAACACCAAUAACACAAAUAAUUUAAACAAUGGAAAUAAAUUCUAAAAUAUAAUAAUUUAAGAUAAACUUUGUGUCCAAUAAACGCUUUUAUUUUUUUACCACAGAAAACAUGUGAGAUUAAUCGUAUUGCAAAAAGUUACAAAAUAAUAAGGGGCUAAUUCGCUAAUUGACAAAAAUCGCUGUAUUUAGUGUAUCUGCCAUCUAAGUUUGAUACCUUCAGUUUGCCAAUGUUGAAAUGAGCACACAACAAAGUGUUGAGAUUAAUUAUACACACAAUAUGUUGACGACGAUACAAGGAAGACUCGUGUAUAACCAAUGCCCCAGACGAGUCAUUUUGUCGUGAUGAAACAUCAGCCUAAGUGAUAAAAAAUAUACUAAACAGACCACGUAUGUAUGUGUGCAUUAAGAAUUUGUAUAUUAUACACAUCCGACUUGUUGAUAGCUGUGUUUGCAUUUACAUUGUCACUGUAUAAAGCAUACAUAUCGUUACAAAUAUUGACUUGCUAAGUGUAAAAUUUAUAUUGAUAAAAUCGAGACAUAUCAUUAUUCGUCUGCAAAAGUGCAAAGCUUUCAUGUCUGUGUAUUUUCUUGAAUGUUAUUUUUCUUUCUUUGUAAAUGACAUAUUUAUUGUUAAGAUCAUGAAAUAUUUUAUAUAAAUACUAUUACAAUGUGGGUGAUGUGAUAUCUGAAUGGGUUAAUGUGUGCAGACUAAUAUUAUGGUUUCAUUGUAAUAUGUUAAAUUAAUAUAAAUAAAUCAUGAAAGGGAGUAUUUUUAUUACAACAAAAAAUUUCAUUCAUUACUAAUAAAUACUAAACAAACGUUUUUAUACGUUAAAGAAAUUUUUUGAAUCAGAAGUACAUAUUUAGUAUCUAUUUCGUACUUAAAAUUAUACUAAAAAAUUGUAGUUAACUGAAAAAAAUAAACAGGUAAGCACAUACCAAUUUUCAUUUAAUAUGCUUUAUUUUUAAAAGCAAUUAAUAUUUAUUUUCAUGGCUUAAUAGCUUAGUAAAACCAUAAUUAUAUUUUCAUUGAUCCGAGACCAUUUAAAAUUUUACUCUCGGCCAAUUAGAUUGCAGUUCAUCACGGUAUUAUAAGGAUGUUUAUAAACUGAUCAGAUAAUGUUUUGAAUUAUUUAAAUUACAAAAAGUUAAAUAACUAUAGAAAUCUUAAAUGAAUGUUUUCAAACAAAAGAAACAAAACUUUUAAGUUAAGUGGUUAUAAAUCAAAAGUUGACAUUAAUAUUGAAUUUCAAACCUUUGAACAUUAUUAUGUUCUUAAAAAAAAUUAUUCACGCUUUGAUAUUUGCUUUUUUAAUUGUAUAUUAUUAAGAAUUUUCAUAAGUUUCUUUUUUUCUGAAUAUGUGACAUAUCCCAGGAAAUGUUUGAUCAAUUUUCCGGGAUUUUUGUACAUGUCUUAGAAUGUGUUGGUGGAUGAUUCUUGUCUAUAGGGAAAAUGAUAUGGAUUGUUCAAAUUGUAAAAAGAAUCGUGCUUAUAUCAUCAUAUAUUUGUAUUGUAAAUAGUCAUGUUGAAAAUAUUCACGUGUUGAUUUUGAAAUGUAUAGACUUAGGCCUAUAAUUAUAGAGUAUUUUGUACAUUUUUUUCUUAUAAGUUAAUGUGUCUGUGGAGUUGAAUAAUGCACAAAAAGCGAGAAUUCCAAAAUAAGGAAAUUAAUUAACUAAUAUUUAUUUGUUUGUAAAACACAGACGAGCCAUAUUCAACAUAUACAUAUCAAAAAACCAUCCUAAUUGUCCAUUGAGAUGGAUAAAUCCUUGUACCGUUUCCUGUUCUUAUAUCAUAACGAAUAAGCAUAAGUAAGUGUUUUUGUCCUCGAUUGUGCAGCUCAAUUUUGAGAAAAGUGUUAUUGGAAGCUUAAAGAGUUUUGUAUCAUACAUGUGAGAAACGAUAACUACUAGGCGAGCUGUGUUCUUUUGGACUCGCGCAAAAUCUUCCUGUCUCUAGAUGACGACCUGACACAACUACAAUCCAAGCAGACAGAACAACAGCUUUGGAAGGUAUUGAGCGGGAAAGAAAAGAACCUUUCUAUCAGUUGCUUCUAGCGUACAUAGGAUGUCACAAUGUCAUUAGUUCAUACCUACCCCUAGCUGAAUUAACUCUCUCAUUGUAAUGUUUUGAAUACUGUUGUCUUUCCUUAUAUUAUGUGGUAAAUGGAUAAAGAGACCAAACUGUUAUAUUAAGGUGAUGCGUCUUCUAACACGAUUUAGAACAGAAAUACACAGUUAGUUUAUUUUCGUUAGAUACGUAAAUGGUAAUAAAGAUAGCAAAAUAUAUUUUUGGAGGAAGUAAAAUGGAGCCUAAAGCUAAUUAUGUAUUACAUUAUUUAUUUACUUCUAAAAAUCAUCACAGCAAAAGGUAAUAUUUAUUAUUUAAGCAUUGUUUUAGUAUGUUUUGACGAAAAUUUUAAAACAUAAAUUUUAAACAAAACUACAACCUACUUAUUACUAAAUCUUCUUCUGAUAGGAAAACCAAUUAAAUAUUGUUUUCAAAUGCAAUUCUUGUAAUAUGUUAUCUGAUGAUUAUGUAGAAAUGUAUUUUUAAGUAUCUUAGUUUAUGAAAACAGUGUAAAAUAUUUCCCAGAGUAAUUUUAUGUUUAUGAACUUGUGUAUUCAAUUCUUAUAUGGUAAAAUUAAUUAAAUUUUUAGCAAACCU